AUGGCUGGAAACAGACGCUCUUCGAAUUCCGAUGUGGGCAGCCGUUCCGGCGCAUCUGGGGCUGCGGGUCCCAAACUCGACACGGUCCCGGCCCCCUGGGACGGGCAUUUGAAGCCUAGAGCUCCGAAGCAUGCCUUGGCAGGUGCCGCCAAGGAGUUUCUUGGAAACAAGAAAAUUGCGCUCAACUAUCACAAAGAGCGCGGCACCGUUAUCAUAGUACAACCACCCUGUCCUUUCUGUCGUGUCGAAAUCGCAAUCAGUUUGCAAGCUGAAGUGGAUUCAACGGACGGAACGGUCAGGUUCAUGGCUUCCGAUGCUAUGCAUCUUUAUCCUAAGACUCGUGUAAAAAAGAAUGAAAAGAAGGCCUCUGUAAGAGAUGCCACUGAUCACGAGGGGCCCUCUUGGGACAAGUCUCAAAUGACAAUUGAUCCGGCCGCCCAUCCGCUGUUUGGCUUCACAUGCCUACGCGGUAUCCCGAACUCCAGCUCAGUAGUCGAAGCUAGUCCCAUCACCGGACUACCUCAUGCCGAGCGCAACACACUGGAAGAACGUCUGAGCGACCUUGGGUUACUUGCAGUCAAGGAUAAAUAUGAGAUUUUAAUCAGGUGCCUCAAUUGGUAG
Fusarium tjaetaba is the source of this 621-nucleotide messenger RNA. RefSeq lists its product as uncharacterized. The record is from RefSeq and is a predicted model, not a curated record. Bases 1 to 621 code for a protein of 206 amino acids. The transcript has 10 exons. Lineage: Eukaryota; Fungi; Ascomycota; Sordariomycetes; Hypocreales; Nectriaceae.